AUGUCCUUCGGCGGUGGUUUCGGGGGCUUCGGCUCCAACAACAACAACCAGUCCACUGGCUUUGGUGGAUUUGGUUCAUCUAACAACAACACAUCGACUGGCUUUGGCUCAAACGCGAAUACCGGUACGAGCAUAUUCGGUGGCGGCGCAAACAACACGGGCAGCACAAUGUUCGGGGGCGGUAACAACGCCAGCUCGAGCUCGCCUUUCGGGGGCUCAGGUGGCUUCGGUGCCAGCAACACAAACAACAACGCUUUCGGCUCGAAACCCUUUGGCGCUUCGACAACGGGCGGUGGCCUCUUUGGCGGCGGCGGCGGCGCUACAGGUGGCAGCACGUUUGGUGGCUUUGGAUCAACGAACAACAACACUACUACCUCAGCCUUCGGGUCCAGCACUGCAAACACUGGAGGCGGUCUCUUUGGCCAGAGCAAGCCGGCGACGGGCUUCGGCGCGUCGACAACAACUGGUGGAGGUCUGUUUGGAGGCGGCAGCACCGGCGGUGCAUUCGGUUCUACCAGCACGAACACCACAACCGGUGGCUUCGGUAGCGGCACUGGCAGCGCUUUUGGCGGAGGCAACAACCCACCACCCAACAAUGGAACCGCCAACACUCCGUUCCAGCCAUUCCAGGAGAAGGACGGUACAGGCAAUGCCCAAUCGCAGUACCAGACCAUCACCUUCCAGCAACCGUACACGAACUACUCCCUCGAGGAGUUGCGCGUAGCCGACUACAACCAGGGCAGGCGGUAUGGUAACCAAAAUGGACAAGCUGGAGCGUUCGGACAGAGCACCGGCUUUGGCGGUUUUGGUGCUAACAACAACACCACCACCCCCGCAUCUACAGGCUUUGGCGCAUCCAACAACACUGGUGGAAGUCUCUUCGGUGGUGGUAACACAAACACUGCUGCUACAGGAGGAUUCGGUCAGAGCACAGGUUCCGCGUUCGGGGCGAACAACAACACCUCUGGCGGAGGACUCUUCGGCCAGGCCAAGCCUGCAACUGGCGGGCUUUUUGGCUCGAACAACAACACCACAACUGGUACUACUGGUGGUCUGUUCGGAGGUGGUGCUGCUGCAACGAACAACACCACAGGUGGAUUUGGCUCUGGAGGUGGAGGCUUCGGCUCAUCUACGACUGGUGGUGGCGGUCUGUUUGGUCAGAACAAGCCUGCUACAGGCGGUGGUCUUUUCGGAGGCGGUGCCGCGACCACCAACACCUCAACACCAUUCGGAGGUGGUGCAACUAACACCGGCAGCGCAUUCGGCCAGUCAAACACUGGUGGUGGUGGUCUCUUCGGUCAAAACAACAACCAGACGUCCUCUACCCCAGCCUUCGGUGCCAACAACACAUCGACAAACACUGGUGGUGGUCUCUUUGGCGGUGGCGGCGCUACAGGUGGAGGCUUCGGGCAAAACAACACAUCCACGACUCAAAACACGACCUCUGGCGGUCUAUUUGGCGGUGGUGGUGGAUUUGGCCAAAACAACAACAACCAACAAAAGCCUGGUGGCCUCUUUGGCGGCGCAAGCACUGGUACCGGUACCACAGGUGGCGGCCUCUUCGGCGGAGCAAACCAGAGUCAGCCGGCUACUGGCGGUCUGUUCGGUGGCUCUACUGCCAACAACACAAACAACAAUACUGGAGGCGGCUUGUUUGGCCAGAAGCCUGCUACUGGCGGUGGUUCCCUGUUUGGCGGCGGCAACAACACCAACACUGGAGCGACUGGCGGAGGCUUAUUCGGUGGCCUUGGUAACAACAACAACCAGCAAAACACAGGAAGUGGUGGUCUCUUCGGCGGUGGCCAGAACAACAACCAACAGAAGCCUGGCGGCCUGUUUGGCGGCUCCACGAACAACAGCACUGGAGGCGGUCUCUUCGGUGGUGGACUUGGCCAAUCGAACAACGGCCAAUCGAACAUGGGCAGCUCUAUGCUCUUCCCGCAACAACAGCAGCAGCAGCAACCUAGCCUCAACAACAGCCUGUUCGGUGCCUCUGGAAGCUCUUUGUUGAACACAUCCAUGAACACCAACCCCUACGGCAACGACGCCCUCUUCGCUGGUCUUUCUACUCCAACUCAGAGCCCUGGCCCGCUUGCCACGCCCUUGUCCAGCAGCCAGAAGAACAAGAAGAACGCCAUCCUGCCUCAGCACAAGCUCAACCCCGCCGCAUCGACGCGCCUACUUACUCCGCAGAAUAAGAGCCGCGGUUACGGAUUCAGUUACUCCACAUACGGCAGUCCAGCUGGCGGAGCAAGCCAAAACGGCGGCCAAGCCCUUGGUGGUAGCCUCUUUGCAGGCAGCCUUUCACGAUCCCUGGGCAAGAGCUUGUCUACGAGUAAUCUUCGCAACAGCUUCACUCCCGAAACCAGUAUACUGGCACCGGGUGCGUUCUCUAACACUGGACGCAACUUCGGCAACGGCAGUCUCAAGCGACUCAACAUCAACCGUAACAUCACCAACAGGGCGCCAUUGUUUGAUGAGCCCGCGCAGAAGCGUGUCAGCUUUGUGGGUGGUGACAGCCCGAACGGAGAGACCAACGGAGAGACCGCACUGGUCGUUCGACAAGACGAGGAAGAUGCCUCACCCCGGGCUAACGGCAACAACGCUGGUAACGAAGCGCCUCGCCCGGCCAUGCAGCAGGUCAAUGGAAAUGAACUUGCCCGCGUGUCCGAGGACCAUGUGCUCUCAUCCAAGUCUGACGCAUCCGUCAACAUCCAACCUGGACAGGACCCCAAGCCAGGAGAGUACUGGUCUAGCCCCUCAAUGGAUCAGCUGAAGAAGAUGAGCAAGCAGGAGCUCAGGAGCGUACCCGACUUCAUCGUCGGUCGCCACAACAUCGGACAGAUUAAAUUCCACCACGGCAAGCCUGUUGAUCUGUCUGAAGUUGAUCUCGAUAAGCUGUUCGGUGACAUUGUCCAGCUCAGUGCACGCAAUGCUACCGUGUAUGGAGAGAGCUGCACUUGUCUGCCAAAGCCACCGCUAGGCACUGCUCUGAACCAGCCUUCCGAGAUUGUUCUUGCUAACUCCUGGCCUCGCAACAGGGCCGGCAAGAAGGAUGUCAAGCAUCUCGAGCGUCUCAAGCGUGUGGCCGGAACCACCUUCAUCGCGUAUAACCAGUCUACUGGCGAAUGGACCUUCUCCGUCCCUCACUUCUCAUCCUACGGUCUUGACUACGACGACUACAGCGACGAAGAAGAUGACGAUGCGUCAAGCGAUCUCAGCGAUGUUCCUGACACCCCAGCUGGCCAGCAACACCGCUCGAGCCAGAUGACAAGCACACCCCAAGAUGACUCUUUCGACAGCCCUACUCAGACCCAGUCUAGCCCUGACGACACCUUUGACUUCAAGAAGGGAAUGCGUGGUAGUCGCGCUAGCGUGCCUGGUGGCUUCGGUGACGACUCGGCGUAUAUGGACGAGGAAGAGAUGGACGACGCACAGGGCCAGUCUUUUUUAGGGCGGCGCUCCGUGGGUUCGCUUGAUGGGCAGCAGGAUGCUGACUACGAUGAAGAAAGCGAAUCGGAAUUGGCACACGACCAGAACAUGGCGGAUUCUGUAUCGGGACCAAUUCGCACCACGGAGCAAGACACCGCUAAGGAAGACCCCUUCAGGAGCACACUGAAGCCGAAGUCUAUCUUGAAGGCUAGUCAGCUCAUGAAGCCCGGAACAGGGACACCUUCGAAAGCGCAGCCGGUAUUCGAUGACGAUUGGGCAAACCAGCUCCAGCGCACGAUUAGUCCAAAGAAGCAGGAUCGAUAUGCUCUUCGCGAAAGCCAGGGCAACGUACUACGAGAACACGAAGCACACCCUACGAACUUCUCGCAAUCCUUCGGCGCACGACAGAUGACUACUGCAAUGGAUUUGAUGGAUUCUCUAUUCGGAGAAGCGGAGAAGCAACAGUUUCCCAAGCAUGGUGGACAUGGUAUUGAGUUACCCUAUUCCAAGCGACCCAAAACCGCCUCCGAUCUCGACGAGCUUGCCGAUGCCGACAAAGAAUUCCACGGCUGCAGCAAACCCCAUUUCAGCGAAACGAACGUCCUGAUCUACGGCAACAAAGGCCCCUCGCACCUCGAAGGCGGCGUCUUUCCUACGGCUCAAGAACCGCUCGUCGAUGCUACGAAGGAUAUGCGUUUCGUCAAGAUGCCCACCUUCACCGAUUCUGCGCCUGAAACCUUGUCGCUUCAGAAACAACAUACCAAGAUUGUCACAUCCGAUGGUGUACCUUCAGCAAAGCUCUUGACUGACCCUGCUCCGGUCGAGUUCUCCAGUAUGGCAAAGGCCGUCGCGCUCGACACUCCAGCUGGCGUUCACGAGCAGCAAGCUUGGCAAUUGCUUUCCCUUUUGUUCGACGACGCCGAUCGUAUCCCAGCGGACGUGCACGAAGAGAACAUCAACGUCUACCGGAAGGAGAAGUUGUCGGAAUUCUGGAAGCUUCUCGUUUGGGACGAUGCGCAGAAGCAUGCCCAGCAAGCAGCUUCGGCCGAAGAGCGCGCGAUCGCCCACCUCAGCUGCAACAACGUCGCUGAUGCUUGUCAUACAUUGUUGGACGGACUCGACCUACGACUGGCCACGAUGGUCGCUCAGAUCGGUGGUGACGAGACUAUGCGCCAGAGCAUGGUAGCCCAGCUUGAUGAAUGGCGUCGUCUGGAUGUGCUUUCCGAGAUGGAGGAUCCCCAGCGUGCGAUCUACGAGCUUCUCUCUGGCAACUGUACCAAGUCAGAAGGCAAAGUGGGGGCUGGCCGGGAGAACCGGGCUUCUACAUUCAACAUCUCAAGUCGAUUUGCUCUUGAUUGGCGACGGGCUUUUGGACUUCGUCUGUGGUACGGCACAAUGAUCGACGAGCCUAUCGAGAUGGCUAUUGCGCAGUUUGCGGACGCUGUUCGAGACGGUAAUGAAGAUGUCAAGCCGGUGCCCUGGUUCAUCCAAGACAAAGCCGACAUGGGCUGGAACGACCCGGAUGCUGAGCACCGAGAAGAUCUGCUCUGGGGCAUUCUCAAGCUCUAUGCGGCAGAGAAGAUGGGACUUCCCGCCAAUAUUGAGGAUGUUCUUGCGCCAGAGAACGUAUCCGGCAAUCCUUUCAACGCUCGUCUCUCGUUCCAGUUGUUCCAGCUCUUCAAGUCUCGACAAGAUGAUGAGACCGAAGCGGAUGAGCGCAAGGUCGCUAUGCCUACCUCUCGCGGCCAGGAUGAAGACGAUGGCAUGUUCCGCCAUUCGCUCCAGUCAUGGUCCGCCCCAGGUGCUGCAGACGAUGUGCAAGCCGCGAACCCGCUUGUCGAGCUGAGUGAUAAGAUCACGCUCACAUAUGCUGCCUCGCUACAUACACCAGAGCACUGGACCACUGCUAUCUGGGUGUACGCACAUCUGUCAUCUCCAGCAAUGCGAGAGCACUACAUGCGCUCGCUCGUCAACCAGUUCUCGAGCUCAUACUCCUUGCAGGAGGGUGAUGCCACCUACGAUUACCUCACGAGCGACCUCAAAGUUCCUGCGACAUGGCUCCACGGUGCCGCUGCAUUGCAAGCGAAGUCAGGUGGCGACGCCCUACGUGAGGCGACGCAUCUCAUCAAAGCCGAGGAGCUCGAGGAGGCGCACGAAGUGCUGUGCCGCAAGGUUGGCCCAGAAGCUAUCGUCUCUCGCGACUACGAUGCGCUCCGUGAGCUCAUGGGUGGCUUUGUUUCCAAGUCGCCAUCCGCGCGCCCGAAGGAAACACUUCAAGGCUGGGCUCAAGGUGGUCAGAUCUACUUUGACUACAUUGAGUUGAUUGAUACGACUGGCCAACGCUCCAACUACCGCGUCGACGAAGAGCUGGACAAUCGUGUUCAGGAGCUUCUUACCAAGCUACAGCGUGCAUUGGAGAUUGCUGGACGCGACAGGUUGAGCACCUGCGGUCUGGAGGAGCGUGUGGCGCUCAUGGAAAUCGCUGGCACUGUCGCCAACCUUAUCUCAAAGACACAGCGAACCAACCGCAACGCCAUUCUCAAACUCCCCCUGACCGAAGACUCGUGGCUUAAGCACACAAUCGACCUUAGCACAAGCUACUACCACAAUGUCAUGGUCACCAGUCGGUAG
Alternaria postmessia is the source of this 6063-nucleotide messenger RNA. RefSeq lists its product as uncharacterized. NCBI's taxonomy places the organism in Eukaryota, Fungi, Ascomycota, Dothideomycetes, Pleosporales, Pleosporaceae. The transcript is spliced from 6 exons. Bases 1 to 6063 code for a protein of 2020 amino acids. Gene Ontology annotation, cellular component: nuclear pore cytoplasmic filaments; nuclear pore. Gene Ontology annotation, molecular function: structural constituent of nuclear pore. The record is from RefSeq and is a predicted model, not a curated record. Gene Ontology annotation, biological process: post-transcriptional tethering of RNA polymerase II gene DNA at nuclear periphery; protein import into nucleus; RNA export from nucleus.